AUGUCAUCAGCUGGGCCGCCCUACAUUUUUUUGGUGGGGUGGGUACCUGCUCUCACCGUUAUUGACCGUGGCACCCUUGCGACCAGGCACCCCGUCCCACACAUUCUUCUAGGAGUCGUGAUCCCCACAAUUGGCAUGGGCCCGGAGAUCAGAUGA
This is a messenger RNA of Neurospora tetrasperma FGSC 2508, 156 nucleotides long. RefSeq lists its product as uncharacterized. NCBI's taxonomy places the organism in Eukaryota, Fungi, Ascomycota, Sordariomycetes, Sordariales, Sordariaceae. The record is from RefSeq and is a predicted model, not a curated record. Bases 1 to 156 code for a protein of 51 amino acids. The transcript is spliced from 2 exons.